CGGCACUACCAUCGUCAGUGCUAGUUUAGCAGCGAACUAAGUGCAGUCAAAAUGGUGUACAACUUCAAAGUGUUCAAGAAAUGUGCCCCGAACGGGAAACUUACCCUGUAUAUGGCGAAAAGGGACUUCGUGGAUCAUAUCUCGUUCGUCGAGCCUAUUGACGGCGUAGUGGUACUGGACGAAGAGUACGUCCGCGGACGCAAAGUAUGGGGCCAGGUGGUGUGCACCUUCCGCUACGGACGCGAAGAGGAUGAAGUCAUGGGGCUGAACUUCUACAAAGAGCUGUUCUUGGCCUCGGAACAGCUGUAUCCACCGCCGGAGAAGAGGAACUGGGAACCCACUCGUACGCAGGAGCGGCUUAUAAAGAAGCUCGGUGAGAACGCAUUCGCGUUCCGUCUGACAGUGCCAGCCGGCGCGCCUGGCUCUGUGACUCUUCAGCCGGCAUUGGAAGACGAGGGGGAGCCUUGCGGCGUGCAUUACUACGUGAAGCUGUUUGUUGGAGAUUCUGAGAUCGAUCGUUCGCAUCGCAGGAGCACGAUCGCCCUCGGCAUUCGGAAGGUCCAGUACGCACCAAGCAAGCCCGGCCCUCAACCGUGCACCGUAGUCCGCAAGGACUUUGUCCUGUCUCCUGGACAACUAGAGCUGGAGCUGACCCUGGACAAGCAGCUGUAUAUGCACGGAGAGAGCAUCGCUGUCAACGUGUGCAUUCGUAACCAUAGUAACAAGGUGGUCAAGCGUAUUAAGGCGGCUGUGCAGCAAGGGGUUGACGUGGUGUUGUUCCAGAGCGGGCAGUAUCGCAAUAUUGUUGCCAGUGUGGAGACACAGGAUGGAUGCCCACUACAGCCAGGUUCCAGCUUGCAGCGUGUGCUGCACCUAACUCCAGCAUUGUCGACCAAUCGUGACAAGCGCGGCAUUGCUCUCGAUGGCCAGCUGAAACGCGGCGACACCACGCUUGCGUCUACCACUCUGAUGCUGGAUCCAGACCAACGUGACGCAUUUGGCAUCGUGGUCUCGUACAGCGUCAAAGUGAAGCUGUACCUCGGCGCCCUCGCUGGAGAGCUCGCCGCUGAGCUGCCUUUCAUCAUGAUGCAUCCUAAGGAAGGGCGCGCCAAGAUGAUCCACGCGGACUCACAGGCCGACGUGGAGAUGUUCAGGCAGGACACCGUGCAUCACCAGGAGAGCGUCGAGGUCUAUUAGGAUAGGGACUACUUGGGCUAUAGUAUCAAUUAAGUUGCACAAUAUCAGCUCUUAAAGUGGCAAUCAAAUGAAGUUUAUUGAGAUUCUGAACCGUUCGCCGCAGUAAACAAUGGUCGAUUGCCUGUCAACUUCAAAUCAGUGACCACGUUUGGUUUGGUGUGGUUUGGCGAUCGCAGUUAUUGUACUACAAGUACGUCAGUAUAGUACAAAAUAAGACGUCAUGAAUCGGACUGCUAAUAGCAAACACUGGCAGAUCGAUGAUGUUGUGCAAAUAUUGAUAACAAUAAUUGUGUUGUCAGGCUAAUUGUGUAGUAUUUGUUUCCUGAUUCUUGAAAGUAAAAAACAUUUUAUUUACAAUUACAAUAUACAUAAUGGAUAUAUACAGAGGAUUACUAUAACUAACUUAAAUCUAAAAUAGGCCUUUGAGGGAUUUGUUCCAAGGAUGCUGGCGGCAUUGCCUCGUAUCGCAACAAUACGUUAUGCGUGGAAGCCUACGAAGCGCUUCGCUAUUUUCUGCAAAAAACUUGAGCGCGUUGGGACCUCAUGGACCUAGAGUUUCAACGCCAAAUUCUUGAAAUAUGUUUUUAAUAUAAAUCACAUUUAUUACGUUAUUUUUUAAUGGCAAUUCCUGUGUACCGAUUUACUUGUCAAUAAGCGAUAAUCUAUAAUACUGAAAAGCGACAAUACUUAUAAACCUACACAAUUAGCUAUCAUAUUACGUAUUUAUGACGUUAUUUUAUUCUUAUUUCUAGUCAAAUUAUAUCUUGUAUUUUAACAUAAUUAUAUCUAGAUAUAUUUACGGGUCACAUUAUAAUCUUAAAUAUAGACGGCUGUAAUUAUAUAUUUACUAUUUU
Molecule: messenger RNA, 2051 nt
Organism: Cydia pomonella (codling moth)
Lineage: Eukaryota; Metazoa; Arthropoda; Insecta; Lepidoptera; Tortricidae
Gene: Arr1
Product: arrestin homolog
Exons: 7
Coding region: 52-1197 (381 amino acids)
Biological process (GO): G protein-coupled receptor internalization; signal transduction
Cellular component (GO): cytoplasm
Molecular function (GO): G protein-coupled receptor binding
Source: RefSeq, a predicted model, not a curated record